AUGAGAACUCGACCUAGAGAAUCCCGUUCCGCAUCCCCUUCUCCCCCAUCCUCCCCCUCUACCCCCCGCUCCCCCCAACCCCCCCCUCCCAAACGCCGCCGCGCCAACGACAACACCCCCCUACCCAUACCCGUCCCAUCAUCCCGAUCACCCCCCCGCCGUACCCGCCGCGUCCGCCGCAUCAACGGCCUCCCCAGCUCCGAUCCCAACUCAGACCAGGGACAACAACACAAUGCCGAACCCCUCCUCAUGCUCGACGAAAACGGCCGCGCAGUAAUCCAGCCCACGCCGCCGAUCAAAUUGAUACGGGCGCGGGAGAGAGCGGCUGCGGAGGCGCAGGCGAGGGAACGGGAAAGGGAGAGGGAGAAGGUUAGGAAGAGACGGGAGAGGGAACGAAUUAGGAGGGAGGAGAGGGAACGGGAGAGGGAGGAGAGGAGGAGGAAUAGGGGGAAGGGGAAGAAGAAGAGGGUUAGUUGGGCUGGGGAGGGUGAUGGUGAUGGGAGUGGGAGUGGGAGUGGGAGUGGGAGUGGGAGUGGGAGUGAGAAUAAUACCUCCAGUAAUACCGGGUCCGGUAACAAUACCAGUUACAGUACCGGGUUCGGGAGCGGAAAUACCAGCUCCGGUAAUAAACAUACCAACUCCGGUAAUGCGGGCCACAAUACACACGACCACCAAGACGACGAGAAUGACCACGUCCACCCCCCCAUCCUCAUCGACCAGACCCCGCCGGCCCCGCGGCCCUUCCCCCCAUUUGAUGACGACCCCAAUGAGCCGGUGGCUGUGGUUAUUGGCAAUGACGGACACCCGGUCAAGUUGUUGGGGAUAAGCGACGACGACGGCGAGGGGGAGGAAGAGGGGGUAAAGAAGGAGGUGAAGAAGGAGGCGAGGGGGAAGUUAAAGAAGGGCGAGUGGAUCUGUGGCACCGCUCGUCGGAAUAACUUCAAUCCCAGCAAGGUGUAUUCCCUCAAGAAUAAGCAUGUGCCUAAGAAGGAGGAAGAGGAAGAGAAGGAGACGGAUGCCUGGGACUGUGGCAAUAGUGAUGAUUUGGUACUCGGGGCGGAUGGUAGCUGCGGCAGUCGUCCCGUGGGGGACCAGCAGAACGCAGACCCCAGCUACCCUAUCCCGUUGGACAACCCGGACAGCGGCUUCGACCCGGAUACUACUCCCUUGGAUGCGUAUCACACCCCGCCCGCUCCUGUGUGCCCGCAGUGCCGUACUUGGUGUAAUGGUGGGACUGUUUGGGGGUGUUUGAAGAAAGAGAAGGAUGAGAAGGGUGUGCCGGAUGGUGAUGACGACGACGAUGAUGAUAAUGGUGAGGAUGAUAACAACGACUCCAAAAAGGCAAAUCCCGACAUCCGAACACCGGCUCUCCCAUCAGGCUGGCCUGGCCGCUUCACUUCCCCAGGCCGCACUCCCUCUGAUCAUGGCGAUGAUGACAACAAUGACGACGACGAUGAUGACUCGAGAAGAGCAAACCCCGAUAUCCCAACCCCGACUCUCCCUAGAGGUUGGCCCGACCGGUUCACAACACCACCACCGCCACCACGACAGUCACAAUCCCAGCCAGGGCCUCCAAUCCCCCCAAUCCAGCCCCCUCUCCCGGUUUUACGCACUCAACCAGGCCCAUUGCCCAAGAGAGAGCCCCAAUCGCCAAUCCAGUUCCGGCCGAUCAACUGGAAUCAGAGCCAAGAUCGUCCCAUAAAGAAGGAGUUCAGCGACGACGACAGCGACAUCAGCGACGGAUUUGGAUACAGCCCACACCAACUCGGCGGCAGUGUUCCAGCACCGGCACGUCCCUCAUACAGCCCAGACCGAAAAAUAAAAAAGGAACCAACAAGCGAUGAUGAGGACGAUAAAGAAGAGUUGGUAGACCUGCUCGAGAACCAGUUUGAUGAUGAUACGUUAGCCGGUCCGAUCCCCGGCGGGCCGAGUCUUAUGCUUUCCCCCACGAUUCCAGAGCGCACACCCAAGCUUGAAGACACAUCGGAGCCUGAAGACACACUUGAGCCUGAGCCAUCUCAACGGCACGGUCUCACCAUGAAUGCCCUGCGCUAUCCCUCUCCGACAAGCAACCGCGCAAACCGCACAAACCAGAGUGAUCCGCCUCCUUAUCUACGACCGGGGACUCCUCCCAGACCUCGUCCGAACAACCCCCUCUCCCCACCAACCUUCAUCAUAACCCGCCCAACCCCAACCACCACCCCCUCACCCCAUCAUCAACAACAGCGCCAACACCACCAACAUCCCCCCUACGACCAAACCCAUCUCAACCCCCUCUACCACUACCCCUCCGUCCCCUACGACCUCGAUUCCCUCCCCGAAGACGACGAUCCCUCCUCCUCCUCUGACCUCUUCGACUCCAACUCCCCCUCAGACCUCACUUCCCCCCCCUACUCCCCCUCUCCCCCCUCUCCCGACUCCCCCCCAGCCUACCGCGAACAACCAGACCCCCCGCCGCCGUCCUACUACAGCCAAAGUGAACGCCAAGCCCAAACCGCCGCAAACCAACGGCGAAGGCAAAAUUCCUCUGUUGAGCUCUUGCCGAAUCAUCCUAUUUUGCUCAGCCCGUUCAGCCCAGGUAGUCUUGGAGGAAGUGGGACUGAUACUGACGAUGCGGGGGGUACGAAUAAUGAUAAUACGACGGAACAUUACCCGCUGUGGCCGACACAUCGGGGUUAUACACCACUGGAUGCUCCGGCUGAAGUUUAUACUGGUACGGGGAACGGGGUUGAGUCUGAGGAUGAGGGGGAUGGUGAUGAGGGGGUUGAUGCGGGAGGGCAUGGACACUACCCUAGUGAUCCAGACGAUGUAGAUAAUCCAGACCGGCCGAAUGGUUCUAAUCGUGCUGAGGGCCGUCGGAUGGUAGGCUAUGGGUUUGAUUACGAUGAUUUCGACACCGAAAACGAUUCGGCGAGUGAAGAAGGAGGAGAAGGGGAGCGUCCCACAGGGGUGUUUGUCCCGGAUCGGGAGGGGGAGUUUGAAGUGGAUGAUGCGUGGUUGGAUCGGGUGGAGGCGGAGGCGGGAGGGGUUUUGAGAGAGGGGUAUUGGGGGGAGGGGAGUGGAGGGGCGGAUGGGUAUGAGUAUGGGUAUGAGGAUGGGGGGGAUAGGUGA
This is a messenger RNA of Dichotomopilus funicola, 3111 nucleotides long. RefSeq lists its product as uncharacterized. The record is from RefSeq and is a predicted model, not a curated record. The transcript has 2 exons. Bases 1 to 3111 code for a protein of 1036 amino acids. NCBI's taxonomy places the organism in Eukaryota, Fungi, Ascomycota, Sordariomycetes, Sordariales, Chaetomiaceae.